GAGAGUUUGGGCUUCUCUGACACCAUAUACGUUUCUUUUUCUUAUUCUUUUUAUUCCCUCUUUUCCGCUUUUCUUUUCGUUUUUCUUUUUGCUUUUCCUCUUUUCAUAUGGCAAAUGCAGACGCGUCGGGAGUCUGGACGCUGUGGGAAACGGACAUGUCAUUUUUUCACUCGCUUUCAUCGGGGACCAAAAAGAUUUUGCAUCGUUGGGCAACCAACAAAAGGGGAUUCUUCUUUUUUUGGGGGUGCUUUGUUCUAUAUAUUUAUUACAUUUGCGGCGGUUCCGAGGUUGUGGAGUUGGCUAGCGACUUGAAUGUGAAUAGGGAGGGGAUCGUGCGUUUGAGAGCGAUGCUGGCGGCAUUGACCCCCCCUUUUUUUUUGGGGGGGGGGGGGGGGGGAGAGACAGCCGGGGAACCAGGCCCAAGACCUCUCGGUCCCUUUGUUUGGUGCGUCGUCACCUCUGGACUGGAACCCCGAAUGUUCCUAGGGGUCGACUACGGCAAGCCGAGAACCAGGGGAUUCGUACAUCAGGACCUGGACGGUCAACCAAGUGGGAAAGGAAAGCCUUCCAGUUGUUUUCUUUCCUUGACUGCACCACACACUUUUCGUCUCCUUUGUCUGGCAGGCCAUGUUAUCUUUUUUUUUUUUUUUUGUUUUUGUAUAUCUCUUUUUGUCGUUUUCUUUGUCUAGAGUCGAGCCAAAUUGCAAGGGUGACAAGGCGGGACGUCUAUUAUU
Messenger RNA from Sodiomyces alkalinus F11, 734 nucleotides. RefSeq lists its product as hypothetical. NCBI's taxonomy places the organism in Eukaryota, Fungi, Ascomycota, Sordariomycetes, Glomerellales, Plectosphaerellaceae. The record is from RefSeq and is a predicted model, not a curated record. The transcript has a single exon. The coding region runs from base 108 to 689 and encodes 193 amino acids.